This is a messenger RNA of Theobroma umbraticum, 726 nucleotides long. RefSeq names its product DUF3339-domain containing protein. NCBI's taxonomy places the organism in Eukaryota, Viridiplantae, Streptophyta, Magnoliopsida, Malvales, Malvaceae. The record is from RefSeq and is a predicted model, not a curated record.
AGCAUAAAGUGGAAUAAUUGAGAGUUCUUGUUUUUAGCUUUGUGGGAUUCCUAUUCUCUCCAUAAGUGACUUGAAGAAACCAUGAAAUAAGCAUCCAAAGCCUGCUUGAUUCCUCCUUUUUCUAUUAACUUCGGAGGUUUGAGUCCCAAGGAGCUGCAUAAACAGAAGGUUGGGGACAUUUUUGAAAGCCAUAUAGAAUGAAUGAUUGGGCUGCUCCCCUCAUAGCUGCAGCGUUGUUUGCAUUUCUGUCACCAGGGUUAGUCCUGCAAAUCCCUGGGAAGAAUCAACCCAUUGAUUUUAUGAACAUGAAGACCAGUGUGGCAGCCAUAUUUGUGCAUGCAGUUCUCUAUGCUUUGUUCCUGAUCCUGUUUCUUGUCGUUCUUCAUAUCCACCUCUAUGUCUAAGAACAAAAGGGUGGCUCAAGAAGCUGUGCCAGGCACUCUCUCUACUUGACAGGAUCAGAUUUUCAUUUUGUAGUGUCUUGUUUCUUAGUUCUAAUUUCCUGUAUGAUCCCAUGAAAAUCUUGCAGUCACCGAUGAAACAAAAGAAAUCGGUAGGGUUCGUUAGCUUUUGUAGUUUUGUUGGAAGUAGUGAAUUUUUAAGAAGAAAUGAAACACUUUGCUAUGAUCAGUGCAGUUAUCUGAGCAGAUGUUCUCUGUUAACAACAUUUCUUUCAUUCUGAACUUGCUAAGAAUGACAGGAGAUAACCAGGAGCCGGUGAUAAAA